UUGAUUCCUGCUGAAAACCACAGGAGGUUUUGCGAUCGUGGAGAUGUGCUCUGCAAGGCUUCGAGGAUAAGUUCAUCCAGCUGGAGCCGGGUUGGGACCCUCGAUCGGGCUCGUUACCCUCUUCUAUUUUCCUCUGAAUGUGAGCAUAAAGCAGCACCAUCAGACAGACACGGCCAUAAGACAACUCAGACCAGUGUAGGGAUGGACACGGCCGGGGCGAGGGUAGCCUCACUGGAGAAAGACAUCCUGUUCCUUCAGCAGACGCAUAAAACCACACUGGAGAAGCUACACGAGGAGAUUGAACACCUGAAGCGAGCUAACAAAGAGUUUCAGUAUCAACUGAUUAUGGGAGAACAGCAGCAUCCUCCAAGAGAGCCUAGGCCAGAGGGCUUACAUGAAAAGCAAUGCCAGACUGGUGUCAUCGGCUCUGAAGAGAAGCCAGAGACAAGAUGGCAUUGUGUAGAACACAAUGAGGCCAUCAUGAUGUCUCUGUUUCCUCUGAGGAUCCAAGACGGUUCAUCCCGGCCUCCACGCACUCCAACCCUGCAGGAGUGUGAGGCUUUGAUCCGACAGCUCUAUAACGCCAAUACCUUGCAGUCUCAGGAGCUGUUGCGGGUGAAGGCUGUUCUCAGAGAUGUGGUGAAUAAAAAGAAACUCUCACCUGAGGUCUGCAAUAUAACAAAGACAUAUCUCUCUGACAACACAAGAAGUGGAGAGUUGACACACAUUCCAAAACUAACUCUUAAGCCCUUGCCAAAAAUACAACAACAGACCCAGGUGAGUGUGAGAGAGAAGGUUAUUCUGCCUACCAUCAGACAGACCAUGAGCAGCAACCUGACAGAGAGGCAGAAACGUGCCCAGGCCGUACACAAAAUGCGCCUCAGAAGAGCCAUCUUCUCCUAGCUAUAUAACAGCUAUAUGCAUCAGUAAACAUAAUGAAUUAAAAAUUUGCUUCUAUUUUUAUUCUGAAUUGUUAUGUUUUAUCUCCUACUUUUUUCUCCCACAUUGUCAUCUUGCAGAAGUUUUCUUAUUUGACCUGUGCAUCUUCUCAGAUUGUGGAUAAUGACAGUUGACAUCAGAGUGUCAGUGCCUUAAAUGCUAUAAUUUGUUUUGGAAUAUUGGAUGGUAGCUGUUGAUAUCUUGUUUUGUUUUCUUUCUGUUUUUUUUUUCAGUUUGCCCUGUAAGUUAUAAUAAAUUACCCCUGAUAUCUGUUAUAUCCAGUGGAUUAGGGCUUUAAAACACUAAACACAGUAGGAAUUCACAUGGACACAAAUUCUGAAAACAUAUAAGUAAUAAAUAAUAGGCUAAGUAUUAGCCUACAUAACUUUUACUUGUGAAGCGGUAUCAAGGCAAUAUCAAAUUAAAUAAGGCCAGUAUGAUAUGUAAGGAAUAAAACAUAAUGGGGUGUGUUAUUUUCCAGGCAAAAAUAAUCUACGUGGUGUGGUGUGGUUACCACCCCUAAGCGUAUUAUUUUCCUAUAAAAGCACAUCCCAAACUGUUUUAUUUCUCUUAUAGCACAGCAAUUUACCAACAAAAGGACAACACAGCGUACUUUUUUUUCAAAAAAUCAGUCAAUAGUUACGUUUAAUGUUGUGGAAGUUAGGGCCUGUUAUCACUUAUAUAGCAGUUAUAAACAGUCAUACCCUCAUCAGUCUCUGUUUUUUCUCCUUCUUUUAGCUAAUAUGACAAAAAGCUUUUCAUGUUACAGAAAAACCCAGAAAGUCCUCUGGCCUUUAGACUCUACCAUGACAAAACCUUCUGACCAUUUAAAAGUGCUGACACCCAGGACUCCUUCCAUAAAUGUUAAAUAAAUGUCUCCUUACAGAAAACAUCCCCAUAUCAACAUAUAUGUUUCUCUUUGUUAAAUAAUGAGACUGUUUAUUAUUAGCCUUAGAUUAUGUGGCGUGUCUGCCAUUCAAUGAUUUAGAUGUUACUAAUGAACUAUGAAGAAAUGAUAACACAUUAGAACAAGGACAUUAAUAUAAACCUGGGAUUGGAAUUAUAGCCAGCACAAUUGCCAGAGCCAUUAGAAAAUUAAUCAACAAAAUUCAAGAAUUCAACAACACUGCAGUAUAAAUAGAAUGAUUAAAUUGUUAUUAUUCCAGCCAUAAAAGCAUUAACUGAAGCACAAAAACAGUAUCACCUCUUUUUAGAAUGUACACUCUAUGGCCAAAAGUAUGCGGGACACCUGAGUAUUGAACAUCCCAUUCCAAUACCGCAGGCAUUAAUAUGUAGUUGGUCCCCCUCCGUGCUGCUGUAACUCCACUCUUCUGGGAAUUCUUUCUGUUAGAUUUUGGACUGUGGCCAUUUGCCCGUUCAGCUACAAGAGUGCAAGAGGUUAGGCACUGGUGUUGGACAAGAGGGCCUGGCAGGAUGUUGGUGUUCCAGUUCAUCCUAAAUGUUAAAGACAAUGUGCGGCAGGAGUUUUUGUUGAAAGUGGUACCUGGAAGCGGUUUGAAAGUGGUUGCUAUUUUAAUUUUGUAAAGACUGUUCACCAUAAAUGAAACUUACCUUUUUCUCCUGUCUCCUCUCAUGUGUAACAAAGGAAGUACAUACUCAUUUCUCACAAGUAAUACAAGUGACUAACAAAUUAUCCAGCCUCUGUUCAUUAACUAUUAACUAGUAGCAUGAAUGUGUCUCUACAUGCUCUCAAAACAUCCUUGCCUCACAUGCUGUAGUUUUUUUUUUUUUUUUUUUUAAAUAAAAAAGCAGUUUUCCAACAUGCCAAGCCUGUCAGAUAUUCAUAGCCUUUGUGAGGAUGUUUUAGCAAAGAGCAAUGAGUGCAGGUACAUAUAUACACAAGAAUGCAAAUCAUUAAUCUGAAUAAUUACUGAUUUUAAUUUAUGAUUACAUUUUUGAUCAUUAUUUGGAUAAAACAAGGGGAAGAGCAGGUUGUAAUUUAAUUUUACAAAUAAAACAUUUACCAUAUAAAUGUAGUAACUGUCAGCGCACCGUGGUGCAUAUUAGUGGCGGUGUUGUACUAGCAAAAUCCUUUUGAUUAAAGAAGUGUAAGUUUAACAGAACAGAGUUUUUUCAUUUGGCUUGCAUUCACACAAACAUGACCAGUGUUUGCGUACAUCUUCAGAAAAAGAAGUUUUAAUUUGUAGAGCCUGUGUGCCAUUCGUUCUGUGUGCACUACUAUAACAACAAAACAACAGAAAAAAAACCUGUAAUGUGAUUGGUACAGAAUUUUUUAAAAGCUGGUUAAUGUGUACUUAGCCAUUUAGCCUUUUGGAUUAGUGCUCUUGAAGCCACUAGAUAGUACACGGUACUACUGUAAAUAAAAGCUGCAAUUCAUCAGUGGGAUUUAGAGGAAAGACCUUAUAGUUACUUAAACUCUUACAUUCGUCAUUCAUUCAUCUUUAUUAACUGCUUUAUCCUAGUCAGGGUCUCAAUGAACUGUAUGAAAUGUAACACUGGGUGCAAGAUGGGACAAUUCACCCCAAAUUGGAUGCCAGUUUAAUGCAGGGCACAAAUUCACAGUUAGUGAAUUAGUGAGGCAAUUUAGCAUAACCAAGCUGCCUAACUGCAUGUAUAAAAGACUUGCUGCUUUAUAGAGUAUAAUUAUUGUGUAUCAUUUUAUGUGACAAGGUAUUCUGUGUCUGUAAACGUCUAUUUGAAGGACUUUUCAGGCUGUAAUGUGUCAGACGAGUGAAGUGGAUGCAGUUGCAAACUAAUGCUUUUACUGAAAGCAGCGGAGCAAACAAAUCCAAAAAUGUGAGACAAAGGCAGAGUCAAAAAUCAGCAAAAAGGUCAGGCGAUCAGCAAACAGAGAAAAUCAGAAUCACAAAAACCAGAGAAAGCACAAUCAAAAAACAGGAUAACAAUAGCAACGUGCAGGUUUGGCAUGUCAGGAGAAAUGGACACUGAAUGAUACUUUGCAUCGUGUGGUGAUUUGGAGUCCAUUUCUAUUGUGUGUGUGAUUGGAAACAGGUGUACAUGACUACAAGUCAGGUGAGCUUGAAUAUGCCAGUGAGGCAUGUGGUGGGGAGUGUGGUCCUGAGUGGCCAUGUUUGUAGGUCGCAGCGUUUGUAAGUCCCUCCGAAGAGCUCACUCUGGGACCCUACAAGCUGAAGUGGAACCCCUCAGCAAACCAAGCAUUUGAGUGCCUCAAAGAGGCCUUUACCUCGGCUCCUUACUUAAACACCCUGACCCCUCCAAGGUGUCAUAGUGGAGGUUGACACCUCUGAAACAGGGGUGGGAACUAUACUAUCACAGAGAUUCUUUUCGAAGAAGCUUUCACAAGACGACCGCAACUAUGACAUUGCCAAGAAGGAGCUCCUGGCAGUGAAAAUAGCCCCAGAGGAAUGGUGCCACUGGCUGGAGGGAGCCAACCCUCCCCCCCCUUCAAAAUUUUCACAGACCACAAGAACCUAGAAUACAUUAUGUAAGAACGCAAAGGCUGAAUCCCUCUCCCAUCUCUAUCCAGCCCCUCCCACAUAAACCACGGAGGAAUGUAUCCUACCACAGUCACACUUUGUAGGGGCUAUAUCCUGGGACAUCAAUUGGGAGAUAGAGAGCACAUCUGAGGUGAGAGUUCCUGGACAAUGCCCAACAGGCAAAAAAAUAUGUGCCUCCCCAAUUCAGAGGUAAACUGAUCAUGUGGGCUCACAUUUCCCCAGCUACUGGACGCACCGGGCACUCACAGAACACAUCAACAUCUUCAGGGCAAAUAUUAGUGGCCCCACAUGCUCCAAGACGUCCACAAGUUCAUCUCAUCAUGCUCCUGAUAUGCCGAAGCCAAAGUAUCCCGGUUCCUGCCUGUGAGAAAGCUACUCCCCUUGCCUACGCCACAGCAGUCAUGGUCACAUAUAGCCAUUGACUUCAUCACUGACCUCCCCAUGUAUCUGAACAACACUCAUUAUGGUAAUAAUAGACCA
Molecule: messenger RNA, 4880 nt
Organism: Pangasianodon hypophthalmus (striped catfish)
Lineage: Eukaryota; Metazoa; Chordata; Actinopteri; Siluriformes; Pangasiidae
Product: coiled-coil domain-containing protein 74A
Exons: 9
Coding region: 202-903 (233 amino acids)
Source: RefSeq, a predicted model, not a curated record